Molecule: messenger RNA, 324 nt
Organism: Strongylus vulgaris
Lineage: Eukaryota; Metazoa; Nematoda; Chromadorea; Rhabditida; Strongylidae
Source: the annotation of a GenBank genome assembly
AUGGAUGCAGUGGCGGAAGGUCUCAAGCGACAGCCUCCAUGGGCUGUCCUGUAUGCAGAUGAUGUGGUGUUGAUGGCAGAAAACAGAAAAGAACUUGAAGAAGAAGCACAGAGAUGGAAGGACCAGUUAGGGACGUACGGCUUGAAGCUCAACACAAAGAAUACAGAAUAUAUGGAAGAAGUUGCAUCCCUAGCGAAGGAGGUCUUCAAGAUGAAAUAUCUGUUAGGACAAACGCAUCCUGGAUUAGAUGGAGGGCCUUCAAAGGAGUUCUAUGCGACAAGCGAAUGCCAGUGUAACUCAAAUCCCAAAUAUACCGUACUGUGA